Molecule: messenger RNA, 679 nt
Organism: Bicyclus anynana (squinting bush brown)
Lineage: Eukaryota; Metazoa; Arthropoda; Insecta; Lepidoptera; Nymphalidae
Product: serine protease snake
Exons: 4
Coding region: 77-568 (163 amino acids)
Biological process (GO): proteolysis
Molecular function (GO): serine-type endopeptidase activity
Source: RefSeq, a predicted model, not a curated record
CACACAUAUUGCCACUAAAAUUAUUAACCAUAAUUUGCACGUAUAUACUGGAGACGAUCAGUUACUAGAAACUUCCAUGGCAAUUGAGGACCUAACUACAUCACUGAGCGAUGAUCAAGCUGAAAUUUCAGACAUUUCCAAAACGACAGUUGCAAUUGAACAGCAAAACAUAAAUUUUGAAAUUCCAGAUUUUUCGAAAUAUGUAAAAAGAGUCAGUGAGAAAAAAUGCAUGGAAUACGUUUACGAAAUGGUUAAGAGACAAGAAAACGGCCUUUCAAUUCGAGAUUCAAACCUUACCAUUAUAAAUGGAAAAAUAGCAAAAGUAGCGGAGUACCCACACAUGGGCGCUCUAGGCUGGUGGACCAAUGACAUUCCCCGACGACUGUCGUUUUACUGUGGUGCAAGUUUGAUUAGUGAUCAAUAUCUCCUCACGGCAGCACACUGUACGAGCAUUCCAAGAGAUGAUUUAGUGCAACAUGAACCGAACCUCGUCAGACUUGGCUCUAGAUAUCUAGAAGUAAGUGAUUUUAGCAGCGUAUUUCUCAAACACCUUCCAAUAAAAUUAUAAUUUUUUUAGAGUUCUACUUUUUGUUUUAUAAUAAAACAUAGACGAAAGAUUGUUAAUUUUUACACAUAUGUAAAAAAAAUAUUAUUAUAAAAACAAUUAACCCGAUUACUU